Messenger RNA from Closterium sp. NIES-65, 273 nucleotides. The record is from the annotation of a GenBank genome assembly. Lineage: Eukaryota; Viridiplantae; Streptophyta; Zygnematophyceae; Desmidiales; Closteriaceae.
AUGGCUACUUUCGCAGAAGCUCCUGCUGGUAACCCCGACGCUGGAGCUAAGAUCUUCAAGACCAAGUGUGCUCAGUGCCACGUGGCAGAAAAGGGUGGUGGUCACAAGCAAGGUCCGAACCUGGCCGGGCUUUUCGGCAGGCAGUCUGGAACCAUUGAGGGUUAUUCGUACUCAAAUGCCAACAAGAACGCUGCAGUUCUGUGGGGAGAGGAGACCCUUUACGACUACCUUUUGAACCCUAAGAAGGUACGUAGGCUUCUGCCUGUGAGAUGA